CGUCACUGUUUAUAAGCGAGCGUCACAGGUGCAGAAAAUCAAGCAGACUCGCUGAUCAACUGAGACUAGCAAAGGAAAUUUAUAUCUAAAUUAGACGCUGCGUCUCGAUUAUUAGCUCGACCUGAUUCGACCAAUUGAGAUCCUAUCACCGGGUAAUCCGCGUAUUCGCAAGCCCAGGGGUUUCGGAGCCUCGAUUUCAUGCCCUAAGGGCCACGAUGAAUUUGUCGACUGGGAUUACUAUUUGCUCUGCUUCAAAAUGCAACUGCUUUUCGUUUUUUGGUGGAAAGAGAUACCUGUAAGGGUGAGAACUCAAUGUCCAGAGUGCACUGGCCAAUAUAUAAAAACAGUCGACACUACAACAGGGGAGUGCAUCAGUUGUUUCCCUUGUCCACAGUGUGACGGUGAUUAUACUUCAUCAGUCUCUUGUGGAACAACUGUUCCUUUUGGUACAGAGAUAAAAUGUGUAAUUCAAUCAGACCCUGUGGUUCUUCCUAAGGCUAGCACGCAAACACCAGCCACAAGCAUUCAUCCCACUACUAGUUCCAGUGCUCCUACCAGAUCGAGUAUUAAAGGAACUGACAGAUCAGAUACCACAAAGAAGCAGGAGACUGAAAAAGAACUUGCAUCAGCAGGAUGGGAGAAAUACUCAAGUAUCUAUAUAUUUGGUGGAAUAUUUCUUGCAGUUGCACUGGUAGCUGUCUUGUACAGGAUUAGCAGAAAGAGCAGAAAACAAGUACCACUACAACCAGAUGAUCCUGUCAGGCCUGAUUCUUCCUCACCAACACCGUCAGAUGCUCUUCCUCAAGACAAUGAAACUUGCAGCAUCAAUUACGCAACAAAUGCUGUUGAAUUUAGACGUCUCAAUGGUCGUACAUGUGAGAUAGGAGAUAGCAAUCAGAGAUCCCAGUGUUUUGCAGCACAAGGUUCUUCAGAAGGAAAUACCAAACCCUCAGAUCUUGUUGCAGCUCCAGAGUCCUGCAAGUUGUUACUUGGCUUCAAGUGUAACCAACCUUUUUAAGCAUUGUUCUGUUCCCGCCACCGACGGAUACUGCACCUCGAGGAAGUCUCUGGGUUCAGCAACGAAGUUCUACGUCUCUUGUUAGCGCAGAACAACUUGCAGAUCACAGGUUCGCGCGAACAGAUGAUCGAGCGGCUUGGUUCGAUCUCUCCUUCGAAUUCCUCAGCCACACGCAUGAGAAACGCUGACAUCUCUGCAUCGGCCGCCAAACGUCUUUCCCAAACCGCCAAGAACCCGGUGGAAGUGACGUUCAUGAUGAGCCCUCUAUGCCGGAGGAUGAGUUACCCGGUGACAUAACAGCCGAACAAAACGGCAACAAUCAGGACAAUGUCUGAGAUGGCGACCGCAACGAGGCCCCUCCCGCGAACCCUGCACUCAAUCCCGCACAUCUGGCUACGCUGAUCGGCGACAUUGUUGAUCAAAAGCUGAAGAACUUCAGCCAGCCCUGCAAAGUGCCUCGUCGCUUCCAGCAGCACCUCCAGCAUCCGCUUCGACACCUUAGCCCUCAACAUCUCAACAACUUGCAGACCCAACCUUUGUGGCGAGUCUACUUUUACAGCCGUCUUUGUCUGCAAGCGCCGACCUUCCUCUACCUUAGACAACAUCAUCAUCUUCUCUUGCUGACCACGUUUCAACAAAGACUAAGCAAGCUAUUAUACGUGGUGAGUACGUUGAGUUUGAUUUACUGCUGCCAGAAAACUCGUCCCUUGUAACCGAUAACGAGCUUGCCGAGUUAUCCAUAUCUGUUGGCAGGAAACAGGUAGAUCUCCCUAACCCCCGCAAGAAGAAAACGCAUGUAGAUUCUAUCAAUAAAUGGUUGUCUGCCUUUGCCAUGUACUGUACAAUUUUGCUCACCUCCUUCCCCCGGAGGGCAGUUGAGAUGUUCGCCUUCCAGGAGAUCAU
This is a messenger RNA of Orbicella faveolata, 1921 nucleotides long. RefSeq lists its product as uncharacterized. Lineage: Eukaryota; Metazoa; Cnidaria; Anthozoa; Scleractinia; Merulinidae. The record is from RefSeq and is a predicted model, not a curated record.